AGUCGCUGUCGCCAGCAGGCCUGCUUAUCAAGUAGUUCUAGAUAGACUCAGACUCUAAGGUGGGAGCCAAAGCAGCUCCACCAAGUUGUCCCUUUUUAUUGAAGUAGCGCUAGACACAUGAGAUGAAAGAACGCCUUUCAUCAAGCGGCUCCAUGUGACCAACCUCAACAAAAUUCAGACCCUAUUUUUUCUUUUUGGAAACUACAUCACAAACUCAAACACAAAGACAAAGACCUUACUCUCAUUGCGAACAGCACCCUUGCUUCUACGACUCGUGGAAAGUACUUACUUUGAACAAGAGCAGGACCAGGUGUUGUAUCAUAGUUAAAAAAAUAAAGAACGCGAGCACCUCCCAUGCGCCUCGUAAUCCAGCGCGUUCGGUCUGCCGCGGUGACAACCAGCACUGGUGUAUCACGGGGAAAAGUGUUUCACGUUCUUAACCAACGGAAUUUCUAACGCAAGAAUGCAUGAAUUUUAGAUCAGAAUUAAGUAGCAAGUUGCUCAUGAAUUUGUAUUGUAUAGAUACCAGCAUGCAUUAUACCGUCCAAGAUUUCGAUUUGUCAUGCAUGACUGCAACCUGUAAAAAGAAAACCGUCCACGUUACAGCGCUUUUUUGAUUGAUACGGCGUCGCCGGCGAAAUCCGAAAUGGCCUGUUGGUCCUCGUCGGCAUUUGCCAGACCGACACGAAUAUGAAAUGCAAAAGUAUCGUACUCGUAUAAAUGCAUUACAAAUUUCCUCAGCAUGAGAAAUAAAAUUUGUAAUGCUGAUUGGCCUUGGGAACAAGAUUUGUGAUGCAAGACUUGCAUUUAUACGAGUGCGAUACUUUUGCACAGGAUAACGAAGGAGCACUUGGAUUUUUGCGUCCGCCGGCUGCUCCGCAUGAAGCUUUUCCCCAAAAACGUAUGGGAGUGUCAGACUUGAAAUUGGUGACAAAUAAGUUAAACAAAACAAUUCGCGAUGCACAAAAUCGAUGCCAGUUGUGGUCGUGUGAGGACCUCCAUCAAUUUCUUCUAGAAGCCGCGUGACGAAUCUAGGAAACACGGAGAUCCAAGCUUUCGUGCUGUUUGGGCAAGGAAGACGGCAUCUGUCGUGCUAGUACUGUAGCAGCUCUAGGACCAAGACCAACCCCAAACAGACUUACCAGCGGCUUUUGACUUGAGUGCUCUGCAAGACAGGCACUAUAAUACUGCGCCUUGCGUUUCAUUGAGCGUGACGGAAAAUACAAGAAAUAUGAAAUCGAAUUUAACAAUUUCAAGCUUCUCGUCGUCGAUUUCAAAUCUGACGCUCCUUCCAUAGAACGCCGGGCCGGAGAAUACCGACUGGGAAACGCUCGAGCCGCAGUGGGCGCAGUCGUGUACCGAAUCGAAGUACGACAUCCUGAUCGUGUCCCAGUUCUAUCCUGCGCAAAAAUAAAAGUAUCGUCGUUGCCGUCGUAGUACCAGUGAUGGCAAUUUAUGCAUGAAUGAAAUAGAUGAGGCUCCUUUAUUUGAUUUGAAUCAGCAUUGCAAAAUGCAAGCAAUACUCCCUCUGGGAAAAAAAUGAUUUAUGAUUCGUUAAAUAGGAAAAGGACAACGAGCAAAACGUAAAUCAUAAGCAUAACGAAAGCAAAUAUAGAUGCAAUUUUCAGUACGGACGACGGUGCUAUUUCAUCUGCAGUGCAUACGCUCACUUUGCACGCAAAGUUCAAGAAGCCCAAGCCAGAUUUUCACAGUAGUAUGAGCCCGAAGCCGGCGAGAGAGAUGUAUGACCAUUUUGUGGAGGAAGUGAGAAAGGGGCACAAGAACGGGGGGAAACUUGCGACGGGCGAGUUCGUAUUCCAAUGCAAACAUGUCUGGAUGUCAAUGUGGUGGAAGAUUAAAUGUCACUGUGAUCGAAUUCGAAUUUGGAAAAGUUUAUAGCCUAUUAUCACAAUGCAAUACGCAGUCAAGCGUGACCCGUGAGAAAUUCAUUUGGUCCGCUUAGUAUCCAUUAAUUGCGAUAUUUCAUCAUCUGCAUGGCAAACGGCAUUUUCGCACGACAGACAACACCUGGAUUUGCUCGGCGCCAGGCGGCACAGAGCUUGGAGACAUCGGCAUGUCAACAGGAGGCGUUGGUACAUAGUACAAGUCUUGCAAUCUUCUAGAUGACCCAAACAUAUUUGCGAUGCAUAGCUUGGGGCCAUGAUGCGAGUCCAGUUAGAAAAUGACGGCCCAGUGACCAUGAUUGUCGAUUCUGAUUUGGUAUGCAAUGCAAAAGUAUCGUACUUGUGUAGUAAAUUGCAUCUAUAAGUUCGGCAAAUGGACAUUGCAACAGUGUCGUGGCUUAGGAAGGAGCAUAUCUGCAGCAAUUGGUUGUAUGUAUUAGUACUUACGAGUGCGAUACUUUCGCACAGGAUACUUGGAAAUGGGAACUAACCAACCACCCGGAACUAUCAUGUGCAAAACGUCACCACCACGACCCAAAUCGACCCUCUUGUCCUGAUUGUAGCAUGACAAAGAUGACAAACUCCCUCAGAGCAUUGAUUUGAAAACGUUGCUACGUGCUGGGCUGCGCAUGAGAAACAUUCUAGGCUUGCAGAUCCGUUUGAUGCGACUGGAGACAACUCUGGGGUCGGGAGGACGUUUUUGCAAGGGAUAAGGGCCACCGGAGCUACUGCUAAAGUCGUACAGGAGUCAGCAGCACAAACUGUAUCAAACAAAAAAAAGUCCGUCACGGUGAGUUAUCAUGUUUUUUUGCGGAUUUCGUACCAUGAUCAUGCAUGCAUCAUUUUACACAGCACAGAAUGUGAUGAUAAAUAAUUUCGUCGUAUCCUUUGGUUCCCGAUGCAAGUUGUAGCUGACCAAUGAUGCUGUUGUUUGCUGCCCGCUGCUGAUGCUUGGGCCAGGAGUGCAGAGACCCUUAAGCUCCUGAUGGUGCUGAGUUUGUUCUUUUCUUCCGCCCUCCCGCCCUGUGCGCGACACUGUGUUUUCAUGCUGUUUUGCAUAACAAAUUAGGAUGCACCGCUGCAGAUGCUGAUCAUGCAUAGUUGGAUGUGACGCUGAUCAUGCUCACUGGUUGCAUAUUAGGUUGCACGGCAUCCCUUGCGGGUGUCAUGCGUUGCUUUGGCUUUGCUGGGAUUUGGUGCUGUGGUACUCCCCUCUGAGUGCCACCCACGGACGAAACAUGGGGGCAAGUGUGCGGCCUCCAAGCGGCGCCCCUGGGGUCCGGCCACCUCUGUGUGUAUGGGUGGUUCAUGCUGACGCAUCGGGAAACGGUAGGUAGGACAAGGAGGAGAGCGAAAUUAUUUAAGUACAACAAAUGCGUCAUCCUCAUCUGUUAUGCAUGAAAAUGAACUUUCUAAAAUGCAUGGCAGGCAUGCUGCUGUGUGCAACACGACUCCUUCUGCGUUUGCGCUUCUGCAAUAGAUACAAGAAAAAGCUGCGAUGGCAAAAAAGUUUGUGAUGCAGAACGAACCGGCAAAAAGAAUUUUGUAUGUUGUGACGGUGACAAACUUCAUCUUUCUCUCCAUAAACUACUGCGAAUGGACAACAUAAUUCCCACACUUCUACAACGAGUUGCACCGCCGCGGCUGGUGAUGCAGCUACACCAGCACCUCUUCGUCCGGAACAAGAGACGAGACCAGCAGCAGCUGCCCCGGCGCCUACCGCUUCAUCCUCUGACGAGCAAACUGCAGUACUAUCAGUGCCAAAUUGAGAACAAGCUGCAGGCACCAGCAUCUAGUGCAGGAGAUUGUUUUUUAGGCAAAUAAACGAAGACCUCCUUACUUUAACUUGGCUUCCGAAGGUUGCAUCAGAUAUUACCUUCUGUAGGUUGAAGGAACAAGAGGUCCAAUGCUCCUCGUCCUGCGGGGACUCUUCUUGAAGCAUUUUUGCCGCACUUCGAUAUGCUAUUUCGAAGUUCAAAAUAGAACUUAGUAAAUCCCAAAAAGCUGCGACAAGGAGGGCGAGCAGUCCCAGUUGCAGUGCUGACUCUUUCAAGUUGGUUAGGUGAGUGUUUCAUCUUCUUUCGCCGCUGCAGGAGAACUUCCACUAAAAAUGACCAGUCCUCAAGAACAUCCUGGAAUGACGCAGACGGACGGACGCUUCAAGUUGAAGCGCGAAAAAAAAACACACGCCCACAGUGGUGCUGAGGAGCGGCGCGACUUCAGUGAAUUUUUACAGCACGACCAGAAC
Messenger RNA from Amoebophrya sp. A120, 4152 nucleotides. Lineage: Eukaryota; Dinophyceae; Syndiniales; Amoebophryaceae. The record is from the annotation of a GenBank genome assembly.